AGGAAAUAAGAAAGAAAGAAAAGAAGAUGGAUGGGUAGUUCUACCUUCUUUAUAAUCUGCUUUUAUUAGCAAUGAAUAUAUUUAUCUUCCCCCUUCACUAUCCUCUUAUUCAUUGAUUUUCAUUUCAUUUCAUUUUAUAAUAAAAAUAAAAUAUUUAUAGAAGAAACCAACAGCCAUUGUCAAUUCUCUCAUCCUUAUAUAUCUAUACAAUCAUGACCCUUCAAAGGGAGACUGUUAUCUAGAAAUGGUGGUGUAGAUUUCAAUCGGUUUCUGGCACUGAAUAAGAUGCCUCUUUGUGAUCAUCUUCUUCUUGUUACUAUCGUUAUCAUCUUAACCCAUAGAUUUAAUCUCGUCUUGGGGAUGAACUAUACUAGCGAGCUUCGUCUCCAAAGGAUUCAGAAACACUUGGACCGCAUCAACAAGCCUUCUGUUUACACCAUUCAGAGUCAUGAUGGGGAUAUCAUAGAUUGCGUUCAUAAGAGAAAACAACCUGCUUUUGAUCAUCCACUACUCAAGAAACACAAGAUUCAGAGAAUUCGACCUGAAAUGCCAAAAGGCAUGAGAUUGAUGAAAAAGGAUGAUGGGGUGAGAGAAAUGAAUAGCAAUAGCAAUAGCAGCAGUAGCAAAGGAGGGGAGGGGGAGGAGGAUAAAAGGGCGUGGCAGACGUGGCAUGAAAACGGUCAACGGUGUCCAAAGGGAACAGUUCCGGUACGGAGGAGCACGGUGGCCGAUGUUCUAAGGGCCAAGUCCUUGUACAACUUCGGCAAGAAAACCCGCAAUUCAUUCCCUCUCUCUCUACGCCCCGACCCACCGGAAGUACUCGAUAGUGGCAACGGCCACGAGCAUGCAAUAGCAUACACGGGAGCAUCCGAAGAAGUAUAUGGAGCGAAGGCAACAAUAAACGUGUGGGAUCCUUCCAUCCAAGAAGUGAAUGAGUUCAGUCUCUCCCAGAUUUGGGUGCUAUCCGGAUCCUUUGAUGGCUCUGAUCUUAAUAGCAUCGAAGCUGGUUGGCAGGUUAGUCCGGAAUUGUAUGGUGACAGUAGGCCCAGAUUAUUCACAUAUUGGACGAGCGAUUCGUAUGAAGCAACCGGCUGCUACAAUCUUCUCUGCGCCGGAUUUAUACAAACAAACAGUAGGAUAGCUAUUGGAGCAGCCAUUUCUCCAGUGUCUUCAUCGGAUGGCAGCCAAUUUGACAUUACCAUACUUAUUUGGAAGGAUCCUAAACUCGGAAAUUGGUGGAUGAGUUUUGGAGACAACACUUUGGUUGGAUAUUGGCCAGUCGAGCUUUUCACCCACUUGGCAGAUCGAGCCACAAUGGUUGAAUGGGGUGGUGAAGUGGUGAACUCGCGACCAGAUGGCUUACACACGAGGACUCAAAUGGGUUCGGGUCGGUUUGCUGAUGAUGGGUUUGGAAAAGCAAGUUAUUUUAGGAAUCUAGAGGUUGUGGAUUCGGAUAAUAGCCUUAGCUCGGUUAGGGACAUUUCUAUUUUGGCUGAGAACACCAAUUGCUAUAAUAUUAAGAGUUCUUACACUAAGGAAUGGGGUACACAUUUUUACUAUGGAGGACCAGGCAGUGGAGAUAAUCCUCAGUGUCCAUGAUCAUGUCUUGUUUUAAAAUUAUUAUUUUUACUGCAAUGUACAAGUGGUAAUUAGUUAAUUAUUGCUAUUUACCAUAAUUCUUUCCUGGUGUCUAUUUCUAGAGUCUACUUUGUAUGAGGUUUUAGCUUUUAUUACAGUAAUAAUCACAUACAAUAUUGGCUAGCUCAACUUUAUAAUAUUUUGAUUUGCUUUUACUA
Molecule: messenger RNA, 1796 nt
Organism: Impatiens glandulifera
Lineage: Eukaryota; Viridiplantae; Streptophyta; Magnoliopsida; Ericales; Balsaminaceae
Exons: 8
Coding region: 286-1599 (437 amino acids)
Source: RefSeq, a predicted model, not a curated record